Sordaria macrospora k-hell is the source of this 2304-nucleotide messenger RNA. RefSeq lists its product as uncharacterized. The record is from RefSeq and is a predicted model, not a curated record. Gene Ontology annotation, molecular function: protein binding. NCBI's taxonomy places the organism in Eukaryota, Fungi, Ascomycota, Sordariomycetes, Sordariales, Sordariaceae.
AUGCCGCCUUCCAGCGACGACGAGCAGCUUCCGCUCAGCGGACGUCGUCCAUACGCCUUCGACCACAACCGCGCCGAAUCUCGCCGGAGAGCGACAUUCGGCAGAGCCCCAGGAAAAACCGGUACCUCCAAGACGAACGAGCCCCCAACUCGGCCUGAGAUCAUCCCCAUUCAACGUGGCGGCCCUGAGCCAUCAGCUUCAACUUCAGGUUUAUCGCCCUCAUCAUCAUCCCCUGCAUUCUCAACCACUGCUGCCACGGCCACUGCUAAUACUUCGUCUACCACCACUGGUACUUCGGCCAGUAACCACGAAAAGAGCUUCAAGGAACAGCAACGUCGGAGACUCCUGUAUCUCCAGGAGACCAGGCAGAAGAACCAGUCGGGCCAACAACAGCUGCCAAAGCGGCAAACGCAGACACUCGGAGGUACAUAUACCGGCCCGGCCCACCCGCUCUCAAAGUCAUUCACUGCAAAUGCCAAGGACCGCGAAGUGCCCUGCCUAGACCUGGACACUCCUCCCCCUCCGUCUCAUGUUCCGUCGUCCCCCCAUUUGGAAGAGACCGCACAGACUGCUGCUAGUAUUUUACAGCAGCAGGUACUGCAGGAGCACCAACAAUCCCAGCAACAGGCUCAACAGCAGGCUCAACAGCAGGCUCAACAAUUGCAGCAACAGCAUCAGCAGGAGCAGGAGCACCAGCAACAACGCCAGUCUCAGCAAGCCCAGCAAACCCAGGAAGCUCAGCAGUCCCAACAGGUUGAGCAUUCGCAGGCGCAGUCGCAGCAGCCUCAGGAUAACAACGAGAUCGCAAUCAGGGAGGAGAGUCUUGAGGUCCUUGAGAGUUUGAGCUCCAUCACUUCUGUCGACAACUUGAACAGAGACAACACCGGCGGCAGCGCCUUUGGCCGUAGCGACAGGGACAUCCUGGGUAACAACAACAGCAACUCGAGCGACAGCGCCAACGGCAAUAACCGCACCAAGAGACGCGCAGAGGCUGACUUGGAGAGACCUACCUCUCGCCGACUAAUUUCCUUUGGAAAUAUUACGGCGGGACACAUGUCUGGCUCUGGACAAAUGUCUGGAUCUGGAAACAUGUCUGGCUCCAUCUUUGGUCCGUAUGCUCCGGUUCCGAGCGCUUCAACUCCUCAGACGCCCACGCAUCCUGCUUCUUUUGAGAUCAGAGAGGGAUCAGGUAGUGGCAGCGGUGGUGGAAGUGGUGAUAGCCAGUUUGCGCCGUUCAGCCGUGGAGCAUCUCCCAUGCCCCAGCAGGUCCCGUUUGCCCAACCUCGCACCCCCAGUGCUGUUACCAUGGGGGCCGCUCCUCAGCGUGGACAAGCAGCUCUGGAGAGGGGAGACAGAGCCGGAAGCGUGGCUUCUGUGACUUCCGUUUCGAGCAUUACCUCGCGCAAUGGACCGCCUAUCGUCAACCCCAGUUUGCCCAACUUGCCUCCUGAUGGAACCAACUGGCUCACAGGCCGCAUCGUCGUUGUCAGCGUCGGCGCCGAGCGCCGCAAGUGGAACGUUCACGAGCAACUCUUGUCGUACAACUCACCCUACUUCAAGCGUCUUUUCAACCCCGAGCCCGACCUCCUUGAAGGCUCCUCUUCGUCCUCCCACGGUAACCACAACCACAACCAAAGCCCUGCCACCGCGCACGCGGGCGAAGGAGGACUCAUCGAAGAAGUCCACCUCCCCACCACCGAGCCCAAGCUCUUUGCCCUUCUGAUCCGCUGGCUCUACGGAACCGCCUUCGCCACCUCCGGCGGGGCAGAAAGUCUUCAAAUCCCCCCUCCCCAGCUCAACCAGGUUACGGUCCGCGACUAUCUGGGCCUGUACAUCCUCGGCCAAACCGUCCAGCUCCCCGGCCUACGCAACGCCUGCAUCGACGUCCUCUACAACUACUACGCCACCGAAACCGAGGAGGUGCGCGUCCCCGAUCUUCACGACGUGCGGUUCAUCUUCGAGAACACCGCCCAGUCCCCCGAUUCCCAGAUGAGGCGUCUGCUGGUGGCUCAUUGCAUGUUCCAUCUCUUCGGCGCCAAGAGGAGGGGCCCCCUCCCGCCCGACUGGCAGGAGGUCAUGGAGCCUAGGUGCGACUUGUCGUACGAGAUGUUCAAGAUGUUGGCGGACUGGAAGUGGGUAAUUGGCGAGAACGUGCCGACUAUGAAGAUCAAAGCCAGACAGGCGUUCCAUGAGAAGCCCAGGCCGGAGGAGCUGUUGCCUUGGCAUAAGGCGCAGACGGCGGAGGAGGCGGGGAUGCCGCUUGUUGGGGUGGUCAAGGCUGAGCCGAUUGAUGAUAGUGACUAG